Molecule: messenger RNA, 180 nt
Organism: Nilaparvata lugens (brown planthopper)
Lineage: Eukaryota; Metazoa; Arthropoda; Insecta; Hemiptera; Delphacidae
Product: 60S ribosomal protein L39-like
Exons: 2
Coding region: 16-180 (54 amino acids)
Biological process (GO): translation
Cellular component (GO): ribosome; cytosolic large ribosomal subunit
Molecular function (GO): structural constituent of ribosome
Source: RefSeq, a predicted model, not a curated record
UUGCGGAGCUGCAUAAUGUCGGCGCAUAAGACGACAUUUAAAAUAAAGCAGAAGCUUGCCAUGAAAUUGAAGCAAAAUCGGCCGAUUCCACAAUGGGUGAGAAUGCGCACUGGAAAUACCAUUACGUACAACGCUAAACGUAGACACUGGAGAACCAAGCUGAAAUUGAAAGAUAACUAA